AUGCGCCCCGCCCUUCAGAAACUCCUCGCAAGGCCGUCUUCCCUCGAUUUUCUGCGAUGUCUGACGGGCACGGCUGCUGCCCCUCCUGUUUGCAAUCACCGACCUCGACCAUCAUAUUUCAAUCGACAGAAAAUAUGCGCUCGCAAUCAUACGGCUGCCACAACAAAUAUCCGAGCGACCGCAGAAGACGACCAACAUAUGGAAACUACUUCGAAUCAUGAAGCCGUCCCCGGGAAAGACGAGUUGUUGCGCGACCAGAAAUCUAAUCGCUGGAAAUUGAAGAUCUGGAGUGCCGAAGAAUUGGACUUUGAAUCAGAUUUAAAGCAGGAGACCGACGCCCUCAGACUUGUAGAUGAUCCCCGUUUCGAGCAAGACUUGCAGCUCUGGGCUUUCCUUUUGGAUUACCGGCAACAAAAAUAUGGCCUGGAUGGGGUUGCUAUGAUCUGGGAAUCUUUUCGCGCGCGAAAUAUCAAUAUUACCCCCGCUCGAGAUUCCGCGGCUGCUACAAAACUUCGGGAGACUUUCCUCUCUUUGGGGUACGAAACCAAUGUCGUCAUAGGGGAGAUUUGUGAAUAUGCGAUCGAGAUGUACAUCAGGCACCAAUCUCAAUGGCCAAAGCUAUACUCCCGUGUGGUUGCGCAUUUCAUGAUCAAUGGAACCUUUGAACAAGCUGUCCACUGGCACCGGCGCCUGUUGCCAACACACCCACCACAUAAAAAAUCAUUCUACAACAUGUGCCGACGCGUCAUUCACGAAAAAGGAAAUCUUUUGGCACUUCAAGUUGCCUAUAAGGACUCCGGUCACCGUCAAUUAUAUAGAAGGAUAAUGGGCUUGCUGUGUGAAAAGAUCGCCUUUCCGAGUGCAUUCAAGUGGCAUCAGCUACUUAUUGAACAUGGUGAUCUGCCUCUGUCAUUUUCGUCAGCAUUUCCCCUCAUUCGAUGCCUAUGGAUGUCGGAUACAGCUGGAUCUUUGCAAGUCAAGGCUCAAGUAGUCAUCAAAAGCCUCGAGGAUAUCGGUAUAUCAAUUGACCUAGAUCAGUUGGAAAAUCCUAGGGACAAAGAAAUCGGACAGUGUCUUUUUCCCCCACGCCAGAAAUACCAUGCGACCACGCCCGUCGACUUGGGCUCUGAUAUUGGAGACGUUCAGCCACAGCCACACAAAAAGAUUUAUAUCUCACGUGAGAUGAUGAACGAUAUACACGGUGAGCACUACGGAAUCGAACCUGUACGUUACAAUGAUAAGUUGGGGGCAAGAUGGUUUGCUAGUAAUUGGGUCUCACUAGACCUGGCAAUCAAUGCAGUUCAUGCUCUCGGAGUCCAAGCGAUUGGACCGUUAUCUUUGCAUGCAAUUGCACUUCGUGAACCAGAACCUAAAGACCUUUCUAUGCGAAUCAAACAGCUGAAAGACCUUGGAAUAUCUAUCGGCAAUUCCAUCUUUUCCCGGGCUGUGAAAUAUUUUGCAGAAGAAAGGAAAGAUAGUGAACUCAAAAGUCUAUUGAGUAGCGAUCAACAUCCCAGCGAAUACGAAAAUUAUGAACUUCAAGAAAGGCUGCUAUUGCAAUAUAACAGCGCUAAAGACUGGGCUCAAUUUAGGCGGACCCUGGCAAUGCUCUCAUUUCACAACAUGGCCCCAAACCGAGAGGCGGCCAAUCUUAUUCUGCGAACCCACGUUCAAAGGCAAGACUUAUUCGCCAUACACGACACAUUGACAAUAAUGGCGCAAUAUGGGCGAGGGGUAUCGGGGAGAACGGCAGCACGUUUGAUGAAGUACCUUCUGGCACCGCGAAAAAAAGGUCAUCGACCCACCCUCGAUCACAACAAUUUCAAUAUACGAAUGACUAUAAGUAUCUGCAGGGCAUUGACCUAUGCUGGUCAAAUCCCACCAAGAUCAUGGAUCGAGAUUUUACGUCGCCUUGGGAUGCUUGGCCAGUUGCAGGACUUGGAAAAUUUGUGCAGGUUCCUCGUGGAAGCUUAUGACCCGACCAAUCUUACUUUGGUCGGUAGACAACACAUACCACCAGGUACAGAGCCCCGUUCGCCCUUGCACCCGUACCGGCUGAUAUUCUCCGAGAAAUUUCAGACCUCUUUGGUAGAGUGGGGUUUUAUUCACGCACUGAAAGACACAUCAAUACAUCCUACAUACGAAGGUGCUCCAGGUCCGUCGCCAAAUUUCAUCGCUUAUGACGAAGACGGUAUCCCGAUGCGAGACGUUUCGUUCGGUAUUCGUCUCCUCAAAACACUCGCCUCGAAGGGAGUGUGGGUAGACUUCGUACCCAUCAGAAAAGCCAUCGUUAAUCGAAUGAUUGUCUGUUAUGGACCGCUCAAAUCGAUUAAAAGCUACAAUCAGAAUGCCAAAAUCACACUUGGUCUCCAUGAUGGAGUUUCCCCACAACAGAGCUUUCGGAAGAUGGCCAAGAUGGUUGAUAGCGUUCUGGGGACUGAUGCAUUUUCCAAAAUGAACAUUGAAACGUUGAUUGCUGCGAAGAUCGAAAGUCUUAAGCAGAGGAAGGUUGCGCCGCGAAAGCCGGGGACGGGGAGGGGGAAAUUCUGA
Molecule: messenger RNA, 2550 nt
Organism: Hymenoscyphus albidus
Lineage: Eukaryota; Fungi; Ascomycota; Leotiomycetes; Helotiales; Helotiaceae
Source: the annotation of a GenBank genome assembly